UUCUGGACCAGGACCACUUCACAGGAAAACCGCUCUGUCUGACACCAGGAACCGAUCCAUCCAUCCAUCCCCGGUCAGCAGAAUCAUCCGGACUCCCGUUUACCCCCACCUUUAAAUUGAAUGUUUGGAUUGACCUUUUGUGUCGAACAAAGAUGAGCUCCUCCUCACGUCUCCUUCCUCUCAGCCUCCUCCUCCUCCUCCUCUCCAUCGCCGUGGAGACGAGGUCGUUACCUGAAGCAGACACACAGAUCUUACGCUCGCUGUUCGGCUCUCGCCUCGCCGCUCUCCUCCUGGCUCCGCCCCCCUCUGAUGACAUCACAGAAGGCUCGGCCAGACCGUCGGCUCCCGCCACCGGCUCCAGGGGUUUGGUCGUGGAUCAGGACGGCCGGCGGGAGGCGGCCCCCCAGCUCCUCUGGGACUUCCUGAGGCGCCAGGCCAAGGCCAGGAGGCGGAGCCCCAAGUCCAUGGUGGGAGGGGCCGGCUGCUUCGGUACCAAGAUGGACCGCAUCGGCUCCAUCAGCGGCCUGGGCUGUUGAGGGACGCGGCGUUGCCACUGUAGCAACCCAGCGACUCCUGGAUGACGUCACCAUAGGUGACCCCGAGCUGACCCUGCGUGACCUCUGACCUGCAGGAUCCCCUGAUCCAGCAGGGGGUUUCAUGCUGGACUUAGUAGUGAAGGACCCCCUCAGCUUCGUCGUGAGGAAGACUCUGGUAGUCCUACGAGUGACUGUGACCCCGGGCUGCCACGGCCCCAGACGCACGGCUGCCGCGCCCCCAGACGCACGGCUGCCACGCCCCCAGACGCACGGCUGCCACGCCCUCAGACGCACGGCUGCCGCGCCCCCAGACGCACGACUGCCGCGCCCCCAGACGCACGACUGCCGCGCCCCCAGACGCA
This is a messenger RNA of Cololabis saira (Pacific saury), 898 nucleotides long. RefSeq names its product natriuretic peptide C-like 2 (gene nppcl2). Gene Ontology annotation, molecular function: hormone receptor binding; hormone activity. Gene Ontology annotation, biological process: receptor guanylyl cyclase signaling pathway; cGMP biosynthetic process. The record is from RefSeq and is a predicted model, not a curated record. Gene Ontology annotation, cellular component: extracellular region. The transcript is spliced from 3 exons. The coding region runs from base 153 to 536 and encodes 127 amino acids. Lineage: Eukaryota; Metazoa; Chordata; Actinopteri; Beloniformes; Belonidae.